GAAGAUGUAAAUUUGAUGCAAUCCCUUGGAGUAAAUUCCUAUAGAUUCUCCAUUUCAUGGUCCAGAGUCCUCCCAAGAGGAAGAUUUGGUGAAGUUAAUCAUGAGGGAAUUGAAUUCUAUAACAACCUAAUAAAUUCCCUCUUAGUUAGAGGGAUUCAGCCAUUUGUUACACUAAGCCAUUUUGAUAUUCCUCAAGAACUUGAAGAACGAUAUGGGUCAUGGUUGAAUUCACAACUACAGAAAGAUUUUGGAUACUUUGCAGAUGUGUGUUUCAAAGCUUUUGGUGAUAGAGUGAAGUAUUGGGUCACUUUCAAUGAGCCAAAUCUGAUGCUGAUAUAUGGUUAUAUAACUGGAGUACUCCCGCCAGCCCAUUGCUCCAUUCCAUCUGGUAAUGGUAAUUGCCAAUUUGGGAAUCCAGCUACAGAACCCUACAUUGCUUCCCAUAAUAUUAUAUUAUCCCAUGCCACUGCAGUUAACAUCUACAGGAAAAAAUAUCAGGUUAAGCAAGGGGGCAUGAUUGGGAUUGUGCUGAACUCGAUUUACUAUGAACCACUACGGAAUACCACACCAGAUCAUUCAGCAGCACAACGAGCACUCGCUUUUUAUAAUGCAUGGAUAUUGGAUCCCAUCGUAUUUGGUGAAUAUCCUCUAGAAAUGCGCCAAAUUUUGGGUCCAAGAUUACCAAAAUUCUCACCUAAAGAGAAACAGAUGUUGAAGAACACGCUGGAUUUUAUUGGAAUUAAUCAUUAUACAAGUUUGUAUGCACAAGAUUGCUUGUUCUCUCAAUGCAACGCUGUUACUUCACAGAUGAAUGGAUUCGUUCUUAUCACAGGAGAAAGAGAUGGUAUCCCUAUAGGACCACGGACGGCAAUGCAAGAUAUAUAUGUGGUUCCUUCUGGUAUGGAGAAAAUGAUUAUGUACUACAAGGAGAGAUACAAUAACAUUCCAAUGUUUAUCACAGAAAAUGGGUAUCCGGAUGGGAAUAGUCCCAACGAUUCGGUUGACGAUUUUAUAAUUGACACUAAGAGGGUGGAGUACCUUCAUGGUCACAUAUCAUCCCUUGCCAUGGCCUUGAGGAAAGGAGCAGAUGUAAGGGGUUAUUUCAUAUGGUCUCUUCUUGAUAACUUUGAGUGGACAUUUGGCUUUACUUUGCGAUUUGGGCUUCAUUAUGUAGACAACAACACACUUGAGAGAACACCAAAACUAUCAGCAAUGUGGUAUGAGCAAUUUCUUGGUGGAUUGAAGAUGGAGAAACCUAAAGAAGACAAUGAGAGGGUUCAAAUACAAAGUCUUUCCAGAAAAAUGCUACAUGGCUGCCGGCCUUCAUCUAUUGCUUUGGGCAUGAGUAAGCUAUGGGAUUUUAUGGCAAAGAACGAUAGAUGGAUUAUCGGUAAUGGUAGCCUCGCUUUUUUUUGGAGCGACAAGUGGUGGGGUCCAAAAUCGGUGAUAGAAGAAUUUAGCUCUGAUAACCUUCCCCAGAUCUCAAUCUUGGCUAAGGUGAGCGACUUUGUCAGGAAUGGUGAGUGGGACCUCCUGGCUGUUAGAUUUGACAUUCUUAGUAAUAUUUUCAAUAUUAUUAAGGAGAUCAGGCUCCCCAUCAGGCCUCUUGAUGAUGUUUGUGCCUGGCAUCCGACUCCGUCGGACUCAUUCUCAAUUGCUUCUGCUUGGGAGGACCUUAGGAGGAAAGCUCCAUCUAUGCAUUGGUGCUCGGAAAUUAGUCUCUGUGCAGGAAGCUACAAGGGUGAGGUGAGAUCUGUCUCUGAUAUUCUUUGUUGUAGGAACUUGGGGCUGACCAUUGAGAACCCUAGGGUUCCUCCGCCUCUAGAAGUUCAUUGGUGUAAACCCCCAUUAAACUGGGUGAAAGCCAAUGUUGAUGGAAGUUCUUUGGGCAAUCCUGGCAGGGCAGGGGCUGGUGAUGUUAUUCGUGAUAGUGAUGGUAAAGUCUGCAAUGCUUUUAGUAUAUUCUUGGGCAUAAAGAAGAUAAAUGAGGCUGAGUUUGAUGCUGUGAUGGAAGGAAUUCUGUUGGCGAAAUCCAUGGAGGCUUGGGGUCUAUGGAUUGAAUCGGAUUCGGCUACAGUGGUGUCGGUGAUCCACAAUAAUCAGAUUCCUUGGUUUAUUCUCCAAAAAUGGGUUUUCGCCCUUCCAUUUUUAGAGUCUAUUCCUUGGAAAAUCUCUCACUACUUCCGCAAGGCGAAUCCCAUAGCCAAUUAUCUUGUGAAGAAGGCGUUAAAGGCGCUGCUUGCUUUCUCUGUUGAUGGCCAUGCCGAAGGUGGAGAUAGUCAGUUGCUUUAG
Molecule: messenger RNA, 2292 nt
Organism: Macadamia integrifolia
Lineage: Eukaryota; Viridiplantae; Streptophyta; Magnoliopsida; Proteales; Proteaceae
Product: beta-glucosidase 18-like
Exons: 11
Coding region: 16-2292 (758 amino acids)
Biological process (GO): carbohydrate metabolic process
Molecular function (GO): nucleic acid binding; RNA-DNA hybrid ribonuclease activity; beta-glucosidase activity
Source: RefSeq, a predicted model, not a curated record